CAAGACUCACGAGAAAGAGAAAAGGAAAAGAAAACUAGGGUUUGAUGGUUGGAUCCUCGUAUAAGAACACCCUCAUUCUUUCAAACUCAUUGCAAUAUUCCUCUUUCUCUUUCUCUUUCCCUACACCGUCUUUGAAUCAUGGGAAACUUUGCCCUAGCCAAUGUCCUCUUGUUCCUUCUCUUGAACAUCACCAACUUCCUCAAUGUUAUUGCUUGUCCUUAUUGCCCUUACCCAUCUCCUAAGCCCCCAAAACACCCUCCCAUAGUGAAACCACCCAAACCCUGUCCUCCACCCCACUCAUCUCCCAAACCUCCACAUGUGAAUCCACCCCAUGUUCCAAAACCCCCUCACUACCCUAAGCCACCCUAUGUCCCAAAACCUCAUCCUAGACCACCGCUUCACCCACAUCCCCCUCAUGUUCCACUACCACCAUAUGUCCCCAAACCACCAGUUGUCACACCACCCUACAUCCCUAAACCACCGGUUGUUCCGGUUACACCUCCUUACGUCCCUAAACCACCAGUUGUUACACCACCCUACAUCCCUAAACCACCGGUUGUUCCGGUUAUUCCUCCUUACAUCCCUAAACCGCCAGUUGUCCCCGUUACACCUCCUUACAUCCCUCCUUACGUUCCUAAACCACCAGUUGUGCCAGUUACACCACCUUAUGUGCCAAAACCACCUAUUGUGUACCCUCCUGUGGUGCCUGUGACACCACCAAGCCCUCCAAGCGAAACACCAUGUCCACCACCACCACCAGCACAACCAACAUGCCCUAUCGACUCUCUAAAACUGGGAGCGUGUGUGGAUGUGCUCGGUGGCCUCAUCCACAUAGGUAUUGGAAGCAGUGCUAAACAGACAUGUUGUCCACUUCUUGCAGGGCUUGUGGAUUUGGAUGCUGCAGUUUGCCUCUGCACAACCAUUAGGGCCAAGGUCCUCAACAUCAACAUCAUAAUCCCCAUUGCUCUUCAGCUUCUCAUUGACUGUGGCAAGACCCCCCCAGAUGGAUUCAAGUGUGCAGAUAGUUAGUUAAUAUAUAUUUAUCAAGGAAUUGCAUAACUCAUGCAUGAAUAAGUGAAGCAAAGUGGAGAAGAUGUAGUGAAGAAAUCGUUUCUCUUUGAUGAAGUUGUAUACAGAGACAAUUUAACUAGGAGGGAAAUUAGUUUACUUGUUGAGACUAGAUAAUUUUGUGAUGUUCCAUGUUAAUGUAUCAUUGGCAUGGCAGCAUCAACUUUCAAAAUUUCUGUGCUUUUCUUUCUCUAUUUGUUGUCUUGCAUGUGUGGUUCUGUGUGCAUGUCAGCGUGUGUAAGUUCACCCGUGAGUGAGUGAGUACGUUGGGAAAUGUACAAGUUAAAAGUUCAAGUUAGUGAGUUUUCAGAAUUUUCUUCCAAA
Messenger RNA from Vigna unguiculata (cowpea), 1392 nucleotides. RefSeq lists its product as uncharacterized. The record is from RefSeq and is a predicted model, not a curated record. Lineage: Eukaryota; Viridiplantae; Streptophyta; Magnoliopsida; Fabales; Fabaceae.